Molecule: messenger RNA, 1218 nt
Organism: Aspergillus puulaauensis
Lineage: Eukaryota; Fungi; Ascomycota; Eurotiomycetes; Eurotiales; Aspergillaceae
Product: putative pyruvate dehydrogenase E1 component alpha subunit
Exons: 4
Coding region: 1-1218 (405 amino acids)
Biological process (GO): pyruvate decarboxylation to acetyl-CoA
Cellular component (GO): intracellular membrane-bounded organelle
Molecular function (GO): pyruvate dehydrogenase (acetyl-transferring) activity
Source: RefSeq, a predicted model, not a curated record
AUGUUUUCGAGAAUAGUACGACCGAAGGGAUCACUUGCCUCUUUCCGACCUCGGGUGCAAGUCCAACCCGGCAUCAGGCGUCGAUUCUUGGCCAAUGUUGCCAAUAUAGAAGACAUCCCUAGUGAGGACGACAGAGCGUUUAGUGUUCCGAUUUCAGAAGACAGUUAUGAAACCUAUAACUUCGAUCCGCCGCCGUAUUCUAUAGAAACAACAAAGAAUCAGCUCAAGCAAUUAUACCAUGAUAUGGCCAUGAUCAGGCGGAUGGAGCUGGCAGCCGACAGCCUGUACAAGGAUCGAAAAAUACGAGGAUUUUGCCACUUAUCAACUGGUCAGGAAGCCGUUGCUGUGGGCAUAGAACAUGGUAUGACGCGCGAAGAUAAGCUUAUAACCGCUUACCGGUCUCACGGGAUGACACUGAUGCGAGGUGGAACUGUGAAAUCAAUUAUUGCGGAACUCCUCGGUCGCCGGGCUGGCAUAUCAUUCGGAAAAGGGGGUUCAAUGCACAUGUUCUGCGAGAGCUUCUUCGGAGGGAAUGGAAUCGUAGGGGCCAGUGUUCCCCUUGGGGCCGGGAUAGCAUUUGCUCAGCAAUACAAUGACAAGCCGAACGUGACGAUAAAUUUGUUCGGAGACGGAGCUGCGAACCAAGGACAGGUACAUGAGGCGUUCAAUAUGGCGAAAUUGUGGGAUCUACCGGUCAUUUUUGGCUGUGAAAAUAACAAGUAUGGGAUGGGAACAUCUGCUGAACGAUCUUCAGCAUCGACAGAGUAUUAUAAGCGUGGACAGUAUAUCCCGGGUCUGCGAGUCGAUGGCAUGGAUGUUCUUGCGGUGCUUUCAGCCAUCAAGCACGGAAAGGAAUAUGUUCAAGCCGGCAAUGGACCAUUGCUGUACGAAUAUGCCACUUACCGGUUCGCUGGGCACUCUAUGUCGGAUCCUGGGACCGCAUAUCGAUCUCGCGAGGAGUUGAAGGCAGAGCGUGAAAACGAUCCAAUUUCCAGUUUCCGUGCAAAGUUGAUCAACUGGGAUGUGUUCUCGGAGGACCAGGCCAGAGAAAUUGAUCGAUCCGUUCGGAAGAAGGUCAAUGACGAAGUGGCAGAGGCAGAGGCGUCGCCUGAGCCCGAGCUCAACGCAGACAUUCUUUUUGAGGAUACCUAUGCUCGUGGCAGUGAACCAAGACAGCGACGAGGAAGGACGAUUGACGAAACAUAUUACUCAGGUUAA